This is a messenger RNA of Peromyscus leucopus (white-footed mouse), 2142 nucleotides long. It is a transcript of the gene Dffb, whose product is annotated as DNA fragmentation factor subunit beta. The coding region runs from base 151 to 1230 and encodes 359 amino acids. Gene Ontology annotation, biological process: apoptotic DNA fragmentation; apoptotic process. NCBI's taxonomy places the organism in Eukaryota, Metazoa, Chordata, Mammalia, Rodentia, Cricetidae. Gene Ontology annotation, cellular component: nucleus; cytoplasm. The transcript has 8 exons. The record is from RefSeq and is a predicted model, not a curated record. Gene Ontology annotation, molecular function: DNA endonuclease activity.
GUCCUGUAGCCGGACGUAUCGGGUCGCGCCUGCCUACGUAGAGAAAAGCGUUCCGGGCGGCGCCUGCACACCACAGUUCCGGGAGGGCCGAGGAAAGGGCGUCAGUCAUUGUCAUCAGGUGCACGCAGAGUCCGCUGCUGGAGCCCUGCAAUGUGCGCUGUGCUCCGCCAACCCAAGAGCGUCAAGUUGCGAGCCCUACACAGCGCGUGCAAGUUCGGCGUGGCGGCCCGGAGCUGCCAGGAGCUGCUGCACAAGGGCUGCGUCCGCUUCCAGCUCCCGGUGUCGGGCUCCCGGCUGUGCUUGUACGAAGAUGGCACGGAGGUGACCGACGACUACUUCCCGGGACUCCCCAACGAUACUGAACUUCUGCUGCUCGCUGCUGGCCAGACCUGGCAAGGCUGUGAGUGGCAGGGUCUCUGGGAAAUGUGCAUGUGUUUCUGUUUGUCUCCUGGUGUGGCAGAUGUGAGUGACAUCACUCGCUUCCUCAGUGUGUUUAAUGAGCCACAUGCUGGGGUCAUCCGGGCUGCACGGCAGCUGCUGUCAGAUGAGCAGGCCCCACUGAGGCAGAAGCUGCUGGCCGACCUUCUGCAUCAUGUCAGCCAGAACAUCACUGCUGAGACCCGGGAGCAGGACCCAUCCUGGUUUGAAGGUUUGGAGUCUCGAUUCAGGAAUAAGUCUGGCUACCUGAGAUAUAGCUGUGAGAGCCGGAUCCGGGGCUACCUGAGAGAGGUAAGUGCAUAUGCCUGUGUGGUGGAUGCAGCGGCUCGAGAAGAAUACGAGCGGGUCCUUAGCUCCAUGUGCCGGAAGCUGAAGUCUGUGAAGUACAAUGGCAGCUACUUCGACAGAGGUGCCAAGGCCAGCAGCCGCCUCUGUACUUCAGAAGGCUGGUUUUCCUGCCAGGGCCCCUUUGACCUGGAUAGCUGUCUUUCCAAGCACUCCAUCAACCCCUAUGGCAACAGGGAGAGCCGGAUCCUCUUCAGCACCUGGAACCUGGAUCAUAUAAUAGAGAAGAAGCGCACCGUGGUGCCCACGCUGGCUGAAGCAAUCCAGGACGGGCGGGAGGUGAACUGGGAGUACUUCUACAGCCUGCUUUUCACUGCUGAGAACCUGAAGCUGGUACACAUUGCCUGCCACAAGAAGACCACACACAAGCUGCAGUGUGACCACAGCAGGAUCUACCGGCCCCAGACAGGAUCCAAGAAGAAGAGGCUUGCUCGGAAGCGCCGGUGACACAUGCCAGCCCUCUGUGAGGUGACUGCAGUGGUGACGGGGCUAUUAAGCUUACAUUUUGUCACUUAGAAGGUUCUAGAAAAGCCUUUAAGAGUCUCUGACAGAUCUGAGCAUCUUCCCUGUUUGCUCCCCAGCCUCUGACAGCCCAGUGGGCAGAGGACAGUGCUGGGUGCUCACUGUGUCUCUGUGCCAGGGUCUUCAUGCACAUGGCUCCAGGGCUGAACUUGGCCACUGUGGAAUGGGGGAUGGUGCUAGUUUGAACCUCAGCUUUUAUGACCACCAUUUCCACUGCAAUGGCAGCUCUGACUAUGUUUCUCUGAAAGAAAUCGUGCCCCUGGGGUAGACAUUUGCAUUUCAUAAUGAACAUGGAGAAUGUUCUCUGCCGAACUGUUUAAAAUGGCAGGUGAGAAGCCUUCCGGAUGUCUCCCGGUGAAAUCGGCUGACUGUGGCAUUAUCUUGAGCCAUGUGAAAUGGUUUUUAAUGGGUUAAAUAAUGUCUGGCUGUCAUGAGUCUCAUGACCCAACACUGAUACAUUUAUGUAUGCUCAUUUGGAGCAUGUUUAAGCUUUUCUGUGUAGAGAUAGGAAGCUGAUAAAGGCACAGAUGGCCUACCUGUGCAGAGAAUGACCCUGAAUUCAUGAUACUCCUGCCUCAUCCUUAGAGCUGGGAUUACAGGCGUGUACCACCACACCUGGUAUUUGAUAUUAAAUGUGUGUCAGUUUGUGCACAGAGACAGUCUGAGGAAAUGCCUCACUGUGAUAGCAGUAAUCCUUAGGUAUUCAGCAGGAUGAGAUUUGAUCACUAAGUACUAAUUUCCUACACCAUGUUUUUUAUAGUACUUGAUUUGUUUUGUUUUUUUUCUUCUGAGAUGGGAUCUCACUAUGUAGCUCUGGCUGGCCUGGAACUCACUAUU